Messenger RNA from Lineus longissimus, 3078 nucleotides. Its product is annotated as adhesion G-protein coupled receptor G6-like. The record is from RefSeq and is a predicted model, not a curated record. Bases 14 to 2368 code for a protein of 784 amino acids. NCBI's taxonomy places the organism in Eukaryota, Metazoa, Nemertea, Pilidiophora, Heteronemertea, Lineidae. The transcript has 15 exons. Gene Ontology annotation, cellular component: plasma membrane. Gene Ontology annotation, molecular function: G protein-coupled receptor activity; carbohydrate binding. Gene Ontology annotation, biological process: adenylate cyclase-activating G protein-coupled receptor signaling pathway; cell surface receptor signaling pathway.
UGCUACAUGCAUAAUGUUGAAGGCAAUCAUUCUCGCAUGUGUUGUUUACCGAAUUUUAGCAGACAAGGAAGGGGCGAGGCGUAUGCUAGCAUGCGAGGGAACCUCCGGCACCUUGACGUGUCGAGCUGACAGACCCAUCAACAUAAACUACGCUAACUACGGGCGAACUAAUUCCACGAUAUGCUCCAGAGGAAGACCUUUCGAACGGAUAAGCAAUACAAACUGCUCUUCCGAGGCGAUCAGCCUGACUAUUGUGAAGAAGAAGUGUCAUGGGAAGCCUGAGUGCAGCAUUUCUGCAUCGAAUUCGAUAUUUGGAGAGCCUUGCUUCAGCACCUACAAGUACUUGUAUGUGAAUUACACCUGCGAGAUACCAGAAAAAUGUCCCGAGACAUUUAUGAGUACUCUGAAGGGAAACUUCACUUGGCCCGAGAGGCAUUUGUGGCAAACCGCAAAUGUGGCGUGCAAACCGAUGACCCCCUUCGUCGGGGUGGGGUCAAGAGAAUGUUUAAUCGAUCCGGUCACUUCGCGUGUAGUCUGGGGAACGCCGAAUCUUGAUGCAUGUCAAUCCACGGGCACACCACUUAAAUUAGAAGAUUUGGCCAACGUGACAAUGAUAAGCCAAGAUAACGUCAUCACAGUGACAGAAAGGUUAGCCGAGAAUUCAAACAAAACAUCAUCGUUUGAGGACGUUUCAUUGAACGCUGACAUCAUAGACAACGUACUUUCCUCCAAAAUGGCAUUCGGGAGCGACAUCACCCAGAACAAAACAGUCGUUAACCUUGCAGAAACAAUCGGCAACAUAAUGAAUACCAGUGCUGCCACCUUGGCAAAAUCUGAAGAAGUUGGAAGCGCAGUUACAAGAUUGGUUAGGCAAGUUGAAACCAUAUCGAAAUCGCUGGAGUUAUUCGGGUCCGGGAUAAAGACAUUCGUCAACCCCAAGCUUGCCUUUGCAGUGGUUAAUUCCAGCCAAGCGACCCGUGGAGAUAUCUCCAUGGUUCUUCACCAAUCGGAAAUGGAUGACCACCUCACAACCGACAAAGUGUCCAUUCAGGUUGGAGGUGUCAUCAACAGAACGGAGGUGAACACCUUUCUGACCAUUCCGCAGGAGCUAGCCCUGCAGUUCCAAAACGAAAAGAUGACUUUCGCUCUUUACCAAGGGGCCACUCUUUUCCGGAUCAUAGAUCGCGCUGCACAACAGGAGACCUCAACAAACAGCCGUGUUAUCGUUGCAAAUAUCGGGGAUCGGGUGAUUAAGAAUCUCACCUCGCCGAUCGUUUUUAACCUCGAUUACAUCAGUGGAAAGGAUCAUUCGAAUCCCCAGUGCGUGUUUUGGGACUUCGCCAGUGCGGAAUGGUCUGGUGCAGGCUGCCGUGUAGUCACAGUCCGCAGUAAGGGAGUCUCGUGCAAAUGUGAUCACCUGACGAGUUUCGCCUUGCUCGUGGAUCUUACUGGCAAUGUGGGUAGGCUUGACCCAACACACAAGUUGAUACAGAGUAUACUGACAUACGUAGGAUGUGCAUUGUCUUUGUUGGCCCUUCUGUUCACAGUAUUGACUCACUUCCUUUUCAAAAAAGAGCUGCUUCAAAAAUACCCACCCAAGAUUCUGAUGAAUCUAUGUUUUUCAAUGAUUGCCGUGAAUCUAUUGUUCAUCUGUAGUUCACACUAUGCGAGUGAUGGCGUCCUCUGUAAGGUUUUUGCCAUGUUCCUACAUUAUUUCAUACUGGCGAGCUUUUGUUGGAUGACCGUGGAGGCGUUCUUCAUGUGCAUGGUGGUUACCGUGGAUUACAGGCGACAUUGGACAAAACUGAUCCAAAAGUUUGCCGUUUUUGGAUGGGGUUUUCCAGUCAUUCCAGUUGUCAUUACUCUUGGGAUCAGUCUAGACAAUUAUGGUAUCCAAGGACAUGAAGGAAUGUGUUGGUUACGGCAUAUACCUCUAUUUGCGGCUUUCGUUGCACCGAUCUGUCUCAUGCUUGUAUUUAAUUUCAUUGUUUUCGGGAUAGUCAUUUAUAAAGCAUAUAGACAGAGAGAAUUCAUCAUUCGAUCCAACAAGGCCAAGGAAAACAAGUCAAUACGCACACAGUUGUGUGGUGCAGCCAGCUUGGUCAGUCUGUUGGGUCUAACAUGGACAUUUGGUUUGUUAAAUGUAAAUGAGGUGGCCAUUGUGUUCAGCUAUCUGUUCAUUGUGUUCAACACACUGCAAGGGGUGUUCGUAUUCGUGUUCUUUUGCCUGCUGAAGAAGAAGGCGACGGCCGCAUGGGCGAAGAAAUGUGGACGCAAAUCCUCAGAUCGGAGCACGCGCACCUCAAGCAAUAGCGAAGAGAAGUAUUCAAAAUUCCAAACAACGAGUUUGAGUGAUGCUAAAUGUUAAACAGGACUGUAGGGCCAGAGAUGAGUAACAUGGGCGCCUUUUGGACAUUAUGUUUGGUGGCGAGUAGUGUAAUUCAACAGUUGCAGCUUCCUAUACUAAGGCAAUCAACGAUUACGACGAAAAGGGGCGCAUGUACAUGCACUGCAAACCUAUAUUGACCCUCAAUGUAUUAACACUGCUAAGCUUUACAGACGGAGGCAAUACCACUGGAAGUUCAGUAUGCUGAAAACCAGAAAACCAGGAUUAGCUUGCGUCUGUCCCGACAAAAGAAAAUAUUGUCCCUGAACAUUCUUCACACUAAGACGCAUUAUAUUGUGAUAAGCUUAUCAAGCUGAAUGUCGCCAAGGAUCGUUGACUACACCUCAACAUUAUUCUAAUACUCAAAGCUUCAACAGCGCCUAGUUGAUCAUGAUGACAAUUCAGAAACUUGCGCAUGACUUGAUGAUUCAGCAAAUACUUUGAUCUCGACUUUUCAAAGGUAAUCUGCCCUGCUGUGGUACGAUUGAUGUCUGAAAUUGUCAUCCACAACCGGGUCAGUUCUACGCUAUAAGCAACUGAAUCCUGAGAUUGAAUUCAGAUCAGUUUCUGACGAACCCACGAUAGAGUCAUGACCUGCAAAUAUAUAUCCAUUUCAGUCGCAUCUAUUGUAUUUAGAUUUUAUCUUUUCACCAUUGCACGAUUUAGCGGUAAAGUGCUGUUAUUGAAUCCAA